Molecule: messenger RNA, 1569 nt
Organism: Coffea eugenioides
Lineage: Eukaryota; Viridiplantae; Streptophyta; Magnoliopsida; Gentianales; Rubiaceae
Product: phenylalanine N-monooxygenase-like
Exons: 2
Coding region: 1-1569 (522 amino acids)
Molecular function (GO): heme binding; iron ion binding; oxidoreductase activity, acting on paired donors, with incorporation or reduction of molecular oxygen
Source: RefSeq, a predicted model, not a curated record
AUGUCCCUCCUCAUCAUGGUCAUCAUGAAGAAAGGCAAAUUUUUGGGGAAUGCAAAAAAGAACAGUAAGCAUUCCUCUCCCAAACUUCCCCCAGGCCCCUCUCCAUGGCCUAUUGUCGGAAGCUUACUUGAGCUAUACAGAAACCUUCCACCAUUCCAAUGGAUUGAUGGCAUCAUGAAAAAAUUGGAAACUGAUAUUGCGUGCUUCCGGCUAGGCAGUGUUCAUGUUAUUGUUGUGAAUUCUCCAGAGCUAGCUAGGGAUUUCUUACACAAUCACAAUGCAGUAUUUGCCUCUAGACCUAUUACCAUGGCUACCCAGCAUUCCAGCCGUGGAUAUCUCAGCAUGGCGGUUUCUCCAUUGGGUCCUCAAUGGAAGAAAAUGCGGAAAAUGUACACCACUCAUCUAAUAACGCCUUCAAGACUUCGAUGGCUACUUGAGAAGAGAAAUCAAGAAGCUGACAACUAUGUUUCCUUCAUUUUUAACCAGUGCAACAAAUCUUCUUCUUCUGAUGGCUCAGUCAUCAAUGUAAGAACUGCCCUUCGUCACUAUGUUUCAAAUGUCAUUAAGAGAAUCAUUUUUAGCAAAAGAUAUUUUGGGGAAGGUGGAAAAGAUGGAGGCCCAGGGAAAGAGGAAGAAGAGCAUGUUGAAAUAGUUUUUAAACUCUUGAAGUACAUGUUUGCCUUUGGUGUAUCUGAUUAUCUGCCAUGGUUGAGAGUGUUAGAUAUACAGGGUCAUGAGAAAAGUGUCAAGAAGGCUAUGAGAAUUUUGAACAAGCACCAUGACCCCAUCAUAGAGGAAAGAAUCAGGCUAUGGAGAGAUGGGAAAAAGAAAGAGCCCGAAGAUCUACUCGAUGUUAUGAUAACAUUGAAGGAUGAGACAGAAAAAUCAUUGUUAUCAGAAGAAGAGAUCAAAGCUCAGUGCAUUGAGGUGUUCUUUGGGAUGGACAGUCCAACAACUUCAGUUGAGUGGGCAUUGGCAGAAAUGAUUAACAAACCUGAGCUACUACAAAAAGCUGUGGAUGAGAUCGAUAAAGUGGUCGGAAAGGAAAGACUGAUUCAAGAAUACGAUGUUCCACAGUUAAACUAUGUUAAAGCUUGUGUUAAGGAAGCUUUUCGGCUCCAUCCUGUUACUUUCUUUAAUCUUCCGCAUGUUUCAACUGCGGAUGCAAUUGUUGGUGGCUACUUUAUCCCGGAGGGCAGCCAUAUUUUGUUGGGCCGCUAUGGUCUAGGUCGAAACCCUAAAGUUUGGGGAAACCCUUUGGAGUUUAAGCCUGAACGUCAUUUUGAUUGUGAUAAAUCAUCUAAAGUGGAGCUGAUAGAUCCAGAGUUGAGAAUGAUUUCCUUUGGUUCUGGAAAGCGUGCUUGUGCGGGGAUUGCACUUGGUACACCUUUAAGUGUGAUGGCAUUAGGGAGGAUUGUCCAGGCAUUUACUUGGAGUGUGCCCAAAACUUUAGAAAAAAUUGAUUUGUCUGAAGUUCCAAAUGGUUUGGAGUUGGCUAAACCACUACAUGCAUAUGCAAAGCCGCGAUUACCAUCCACCAUGUAUCCUAUCAUGCUAAAUGGGUUUUAA